Messenger RNA from Schistocerca serialis cubense, 3984 nucleotides. RefSeq names its product 1-phosphatidylinositol 4,5-bisphosphate phosphodiesterase (gene norpA). The coding region runs from base 310 to 3615 and encodes 1101 amino acids. The transcript has 25 exons. NCBI's taxonomy places the organism in Eukaryota, Metazoa, Arthropoda, Insecta, Orthoptera, Acrididae. The record is from RefSeq and is a predicted model, not a curated record. Gene Ontology annotation, molecular function: phosphatidylinositol-4,5-bisphosphate phospholipase C activity; calcium ion binding. Gene Ontology annotation, biological process: lipid metabolic process; phosphatidylinositol-mediated signaling.
GUUAUACUGGAUGAAUAUGUGUUGUGGUUGGAGUGUUAGUGUGUCCUAAAAUGUAAGUGUUCAGUUAGACGCCGCGUUUAAUGUUUUUUCAUGUAACUCUUCAUAUCAACCGACGCGCGAAGAUGAGUCGCAAUCACCCGUUUUCUGCUUUGUAGGUGCUGAAAGGGGCGACUUCAAAAGACAAAAAUCAUCAUUGUCGGUCAGCCGCCAAAGAAGGGCUGGGAGCAGCAUGGCGAUGGCGCGCUGGCUUGUCAGCUAGGCUGGGACUUGACGCGGCCACACUAGAGAGGGACUUCAGCCGGCCGGGCCAUGACGAAGAAGUUCGAGUUCGACUGGCGCAUCGAGGUGCCGGAGCCGCUGCUGCAGGGCUGCGUGUUCGACCGCUGGAGCGAGGAGAAGGACUCCUCCAGCUUCGAGCCGCGCUGCCUCUUCAAGGUCGACGAGUACGGCUUCUUCAUCUACUGGAAGAGCGAGGCCAACGAUGGUGACGUGAUAGAGUUGUGUCAGGUCAGCGACAUAAGAGCUGGGGGUGUUCCAAAGGACCAGAAACUGCUGACACAGCUGGUGGGGAAGCACGGCGACACCGUAGAGGACAAGUCUCUGACCAUCUGCAGCGGCACCGACUACAUCAACAUCAACUACCAGCACGUCGUCUGCCCCGACGCCGACACCGCCAAGACGUGGAGGGACGGCUUGCGAAAGAUCACACACAACAACAAGAUCAACAAUGUGUGCCCGCGCACCAACCUCAUGAAACACUGGAUGCGCCUCGGAAUGUUGGUGAACCCUAAGGGCAAAGUUCCUGUGAAGGUAGUUGCCAAAACGUUUGCGUCCGGGAGGACGGAGAAGAUGGUGUACCAGUGUCUGUCAGAGCUGGGACUGCCCAGUGAGAAGAAUGAUGUAAUUGAGCCUGCAGAUUUCACGUUUGACAAAUUUUACGCAUUGUACCACAAAAUAUGUCCAAGGAAUGAUAUCGAAGAACUGUUCCAGUCAAUAACACAGGGAAAAGCCGACAGGAUUAACCUUGAUCAGUUCAUCACGUUCCUCAACGAGAAGCAGCGUGAUCCUCGCCUCAAUGAAAUUCUGUACCCACUGUACGAUGAGAAGCGGGCUGCAGAAAUAAUAACGACAUACGAACAGGAUGAGGAAGCCAAGAAUGAGAAGAAGCUGACAAAGGACGGACUGAUUCGGUACCUGAUGUCCGAUGAGAAUGCGCCCGUCUUCCUGGACCGGCUGGACUUCUACAUGGACAUGGACCAGCCACUGGCCCACUACUACAUCAACAGCUCGCACAACACCUACCUGACGGGCCGCCAGUUCGGCGGCAAGUCCUCCGUCGAGAUGUACCGCCAGGUGCUACUGGCAGGCUGCAGGUGUGUUGAAUUAGACUGUUGGGAUGGCACAAAAGAUGAUGAAGAACCGAUAAUAACUCACGGAAAGGCCAUGUGCACAGAUAUUUUGUUCAAGGAUGUGAUUUACGCCUUGCGAGACACUGCGUUUGUUACUUCGGAGUACCCGGUGAUUCUGUCAUUCGAGAAUCACUGCUGCAAAGCCCAGCAGUAUAAACUGGCCAAGUACUGCAACGACAUCCUGGGGGACCUGCUACUCAAGGAGCCACUGCCGGACUACCCGCUGGAACCGGGAGCGCCACUGCCGCCACCUAGUGCGCUGAAGAACAAAAUCAUGAUCAAAAACAAGAGGCUGAAGCCCGAUGCGGAGAAGCAGGGGCUGGAGCUGUUCCGGAAGGGGCAGUUCGUCAUAGAGGACGAAGAGAAGGAGGACGCCUCGGCACCUGGCGAGCCCAAGCCGGAAGUUCCGGAGGAGGUGGCUGCACCCGAGGGCGAUGCCCCAGUGCCCGUGCCGUACACGGGCUCCACCACCAAUGUCCACCCUUGGCUUUCCUCCAUGGUCAAUUAUGCCCAGCCCAUCAAGUUCCAAGGAUUUGAUGUUGCGGAGAAGAAGAAUAUUCAUCACAACAUGUCAUCGUUUGCCGAGACUGCGGGACUCGGUUACCUGAAAUCGCAGGCGAUCGAGUUCGUCAACUACAACAAGCGCCAGAUGAGCCGAAUUUACCCUAAAGGAACUCGAGCUGAUUCCUCCAACUACAUGCCACAGGUUUUCUGGAAUGCGGGCUGCCAGAUGGUGUCGCUGAACUUCCAGACGUCCGACCUGCCCAUGCAGCUGAACCAGGGGAAGUUUGAGUACAAUGGGAACUGCGGCUACCUGCUCAAGCCGGACUUCAUGAGAAGGGCUGACCGAAGUUUCGACCCAUUUGCCGAAUCCCCAGUGGAUGGUGUCAUUGCAGCACAGUGUGCAGUGCAGGUAAUAGCUGGGCAGUUCCUGUCAGACAAGAAAGUCAGCACUUAUGUGGAAGUAGACAUGUACGGCUUGCCUACAGACACAAUAAGAAAAGAAUUCAGGACACGCAUGGUUCCAGGAAAUGGGCUGAAUCCAGUGUACAAUGAAGAACCGUUCCUCUUCAGAAAGGUGGUGCUGCCCGAUCUGGCGGUUCUGCGGUUCGGUGUGUACGACGAAAAUGGGAAGCUGCUGGGGCAACGCAUCCUGCCACUGGACGGCCUGCAGGCUGGCUACCGCCACAUCUCGCUGCGCACGGAGGCCAACUUCCCCAUGUCACUGCCCAUGCUGUUCUGCAACAUCGAGCUGAAGAUCUAUGUGCCUGAUGGCUUUGAAGAUUUCAUGGCCGCACUGUCGGACCCGCGUGCCUUCCUCUCUGCACAGGAGAAGAGGGCACAGCAGAUGAAGGCAAUGGGCAUUGAGGAGACAGACAUCUCAACGCAAGGGAUCGUGGGCGGCGAAAGCGGUGGCGGAGGUGGGGGAGGUGGCGGUGGGAAGAAACCCAGCAAGUCCGGCAAGCAGGGUGGCGGAGGCGGCGGCGUGGCACCGGAGGAGAAGAAAGAAGACUUGAAGUUUGAGCCGAUCACGGUUGACUCCCUGCGGGCGGAGAAGGGCUUCCAGAAGACAGCACGCAAGCAGCAGAAGGAGCUGGAGGCACUGCGGAAGCGCCAGCUCAAGGAACGUCUUGCCGUGCAGAAGCAGCAGUGUGCCGCGAUUGAGAAGCUCAUCAAGGGCAAGAAUAAAAAUGAACUCGCAUCAGAUCCGCAAGUUCGAAAGGUCGUAGCCGAGCAGACAUCGCAGUGGUCAGAGAUGGUGGAGCGGCACCGAAAAGAAGAGUGGGAGAUGCUGAGGGCACACCUCCAGGAUCAGCAGGAGAUCCUGAAGAAACUCAUGGAGACUGUACAGGCGAUGCAAAUAAAGCAAUUGGAAAUGAAACACGAAAGAGAAAUGAAGGAGAUGAAUUCUCGUCAGGCAAAGAUCUCAGUGGAAACGAUGAAGGAAGUUGCCAAUGACAAGACUCUGAAGACUAAAGGGGAGAAGGACCGCAGGCUACGAGAGAAGAAGCAGAACAACACGAAGAAAUUCAUGGACGAAAGGCGAAUGGCUCAGAUGAAGCAGGAUAAGGAGCGUGAGAAGCUGAAUGUGAAGCACAAAAAGCAAGCUGAGGAUGUCCAGACAGAACUACAGAAUCUCAUCGAAAUGUACAAAAACGAGGAGAUCGAAUACGAGCUUGCACCGAAGAUGGAAUUUUUUGCAUAAGCCACUGUAAAAUUUUGCAGCAUAUGUGCUGUGCCAUACUUCUUGCCAAUACGCUGACCCGGACAGGUGCGGAGGAGUCGACGUCGAAUUAUGUCGCCCCGUCCUCUCUCUGAACCUACAUCCGUUUCCUGUAAAAGUCUGUCUUCCUGUGCCACUGUUGUAGCAUUUAUUCCCAAAGCAGGCAUAUUCUUGAGCCACAGAGUUUGCCCUGCUGCACACUAAUUUUGCCAACUUGAGAGAGAAUGUGGCUUUCCAAAGAUUGUGUAACUGUUUUCUUGUAAAAUAACUGGAGGUCUUGUCUUUUCCUCUCUCUCUCUCUCUCUCUCUCUCUCUCUCUCUCUCUCUCUCUCUCUCUCUCUAUCUCUCUCU